AUGAGUACGAGAAAAGUUCGUGAUCUAUCGGUGAGCGUGACGAGUUUCUACAUGAAAUUCGUGGGUUAUUGGCUGGCGACUAAUUAUGUCGAAAAACAAAGGAGGAACAUCGCCAUGAGCUAUACGCUCUUCACUACCCUGUUCUCCAUGUCGAACGAGAUGAGAGCAUUGUACUUCAGUUGGGGAGAUAUGAAUGAUAGUAUUUACGUCAUGUGCAACAUCGUAACUGUCGUUCUAGUUACAGUGAAGCUCUUGGACUUGUUCAUAUAUAUCGAGGAGCUUCACGAUCUGAUCAAUUACGCUAACAAGAACUUUUGGCACUCAAAUUAUGACGCAUACGAGCAGAGUAUGAUUGAUAAUUGUAAACGUACCUGUAUAAUUUUCGUGUGCACCUUCAUUUUCUUUGCUCAAGGAACAGCCUUCUCUUUUGUGAUAACGCCAGUUCUAGCGAACCAUGCAAAGAAUGAUUCAGAGAGGAUACUUCCUUUUAAUAUGUGGCUCGAGUUGCCAUUAAAUGUAACACCGUAUUUCGAAAUAAUGUUUGUAGUACAGAUAUUGUUUUCGCUUCACAUUGGCGUAUGCUACUAUUGCUUCGACAAUCUUUUAUGCGUUAUCAAUCUGCACACUGCUGUUCAAUUUCGCAUCUUGCAACACAGAUUCGCGAAUAUUUGUAACGAUAACGAGAAAUGCAACGAAGCUUCAGGGAAACCAUCAUGCACUACGAAUAAGUAUAUGAAACUCAGAGAUUAUAUACAACAACAUCAAUCGUUAAUUGAAUUUUGCAAAAGACUCGAGGAUGUAUUCAGUUCAAUUGUGCUGGGACAGGUAUUACUCUUCAGUUUGUUAAUCUGCCUCGAUGGAUACUUGUUGCUUAUGGAAGGCGCUCCACGUUCAAGACGCAUUAUUUUCGCAUUUCACAUAUCAGGAUGCAUGUGUCAAUUGCUAAUGUUCACAUAUAGCUGCGACUGUUUGAUAAGGGACAGUAUGGACGUGUCCAACGCCGCGUAUGAAAGUGCGUGGUUCAUGUUACCAAUGGACAAGUAUGGAAAAAUGUUAAGAAGGGACUUGACACUCGUUGCUAUGAGGUCUCAAAUACCGUGUUGUUUGACAGCUAAUGGAUUCUUCGUUGUAUCUUUGGAAACAUAUACUAACAUUCUGAGUACAUCUGUAUCAUACUUCACAUUGUUGAGAGAUAACACGAACAAUACAUAG
Messenger RNA from Eufriesea mexicana, 1212 nucleotides. RefSeq names its product odorant receptor 13a-like. The transcript has 6 exons. Gene Ontology annotation, molecular function: olfactory receptor activity; odorant binding. Gene Ontology annotation, cellular component: plasma membrane. NCBI's taxonomy places the organism in Eukaryota, Metazoa, Arthropoda, Insecta, Hymenoptera, Apidae. Gene Ontology annotation, biological process: detection of chemical stimulus involved in sensory perception of smell; sensory perception of smell. The record is from RefSeq and is a predicted model, not a curated record. The coding region runs from base 1 to 1212 and encodes 403 amino acids.